UUUCACCAAUAGGGACAUUAUGCUCAAGGAGGCGAAAAUGUUAAACUCUUCAUCCUGCUGACAAAUGACUGGGCUGACUCUGCUAAUCCAGAAGAAAUCGAAUGCGAUUUUAAUGAGCGCCUGAGAAAAUAAUUGCACAAGCCGUAAUGCUGUCCAGCCAAAUGAAUCUAGAUACAUAUUUCUGCGGGGAGAGGAGGAGGAGGGACAAACUGCUCUUAAAACAUUUGAAUGAGUCCCAGUCCAAAAUAUUUUUGCUCCAGGCUGAAGCAGCAGAUUUUUUGACCAGGAAGCGAUUGAGAUUUUUACUUUUUUUCUUGGUUGAUCAAGGCAAACCUUUCUUUGAUGUCUUGUCUCUGCUAAUUAAUUGUCAUUCCCAGCCAUUGUUUCUAGUCGCAUAAAAGUUUGUUCCCCUUCACGGUGAAUCUGCUGUUCCAUAAAAUGAAGUCACCGGCGUGCUUGCCCGGCUGGAGGACCCUCCAUGACAACGCAGGGGUGAACAAAUCAGUAGCCUGGUUACGGGCUACAUCUCCGCAGCAUUCAAAGCUCCUUGCAACUCCCAAUUUUGAAUCAAAAGCGGCUGACAAAGCUCUGGCCGAGGGCUGUGCCCCCUUUAAAUCUGUUCACCGGAGACCUUUUUUAUGGCCACCGCAAGUUAAUACUUGUUACCAAUAAUGGCCCCGUUGGUAAGCCAGCGGGCUGCGACGCUCCAAAGCCGGGGUCUUUAGGGUUGCCGUUGCAGCCUUUCCCCGGGGGCGGUUGGACCCUGGCUGGGGUACGGGAAAACAGCAGCACUGAGCGCAGCCUGCAAGGUAAAACACUGAACAAUGCGUUUCCUGCCACUUUGUGAGCUGAAUCCCGAGGCCUCUCGCUACCAGAAAGCAGCAGGCAAACGUAGCCAGGCCCCUGCUUCCCCGCCGCACAAAGGAAAAGCUCGUGCAGGAAGCAUUAAUGCCUCCGAGCGCACGUGGGCGGACCCUGGUGCGCUGUGACCCUAGGUUUUACCGCUGGGGUCUUUGCAGGCAGUUGGGCUGUGACUUGGGAAACCUGCUCCCUCCUUGCCAGCAUCCUGGGGCCUUGGGGCGGCACUGCCGCUGCGGGACACGCGGUCCUACCUAUGCUGGCAGCGCUGACAGAGAUGGAGGCAGCUCCAGCGCGAGCACCGGUGCAGCCCAGGGGCCGGGCACGCAACUCGGGUGCUCAUGUUCCUGACGGAGCUGACCCAGGCAGCUGGCAGCCCUGGCGUGCGAGUCCUGGCUCAGCCUGCCUGUGCCUGGCUUGCUCCCUGACUUGCUGCAAGGCCGUUUUUGUGGCAGGAGGGAGAUUGCAGGGAUGCUGUGAAAUUGAGGUGGGGUUUCGGUCUAGGACUCUGUGGGUGUCCCCGGGCUGGCGCUAAGAUGACCCCGUUUCACGGGGGCACGGCCAGUACUGCCUCUAACCCGGACAAAUCAGUGUCCCUGUUCUCUUUCCGUCUUUGAAGCGUGGGACAUGCUUCGUCUAAAUAUAGACGGCCCUGGACUUGACUAAUAUGGACAGGGACAGGGUGUCGACCUCAGUGCAUCUCCCUUGACUUCUGUUACAGUCGUAUUUAAAGCGGCAGGUCUGUCUUGUUGGAGUAUUGCGGGGCUCUGCCGGUCAGACCAAACAUGGUUAGGCAAGAAUCGGGCACCUCCGUGUGUGUGGGGGGCACUGGCAUGCCAAGCAUCAGCGAGAGCUUCCUUACAGUGAAAGGGGCCGCACUCUUCCUGCCGAGAGGAAAUGGGUCUUCUACUCCCAGGAUCAGCCACAGGCGCAACAAGCAUGCAGGAGACCUCCAGCAACACCUGCAGGCCAUGUUCAUCCUGCUCCGGCCCGAGGACAACAUCCGCCUGGCUGUAAGACUGGAAAGCACGUACCAGAACCGCACUCGAUACAUGGUGGUGGUGUCCACCAACGGCCGGCAAGACACCGAGGAAAGCAUUGUCCUAGGAAUGGAUUUCUCUUCCAAUGACAGUAGUACUUGUACCAUGGGCCUGGUGCUGCCACUGUGGAGCGAUACCCUUAUCCACUUGGACGGGGAUGGCGGGUUCAGCGUCUCGACGGAUAACAGGGUUCACAUAUUCAAGCCGGUGUCCGUGCAGGCCAUGUGGUCUGCUCUGCAGAGUUUGCACAAGGCCUGUGAGGUGGCCCGAAGCAACAACUACUAUCCCGGGAGCCUCUUCCUCACCUGGGUCAGCUACUAUGAGAGCCACAUCAACUCCGACCAGUCGUCCGUCAACGAGUGGAAUGCCAUGCAAGAUGUGCAGUCCCACCGCCCCGACUCGCCCGCCCUCUUCACGGACGUCCCCACGGAGCGCGAGCGCACGGAGCGGCUGAUUAAGACCAAGCUGAGGGAGAUCAUGAUGCAGAAGGACUUGGAGAACAUCACAUCCAAAGAGAUCCGCACAGAACUGGAGAUGCAGAUGGUGUGCAACCUCCGGGAGUUCAAGGAGUUCAUCGACAAUGAGAUGAUCGUGAUCCUCGGGCAGAUGGACAGCCCCACGCAGAUCUUCGACCAUGUCUUUCUGGGCUCUGAGUGGAACGCCUCCAACCUGGAAGACUUGCAGAACAGAGGGGUGCGGUACAUCCUGAACGUCACUCGAGAAAUAGACAACUUCUUCCCGGGGCUCUUCGAGUACCACAACAUCCGGGUGUACGACGAGGAGGCGACGGACCUGCUGGCCUAUUGGAACGACACUUACAAGUUCAUCUCCAAAGCAAAGAAGAACGGCUCUAAAUGCCUGGUGCACUGCAAGAUGGGGGUGAGCAGGUCGGCUUCCACAGUGAUCGCCUAUGCCAUGAAGGAGUACGGCUGGAACCUGGACCGGGCCUACGACUACGUGAAGGAGCGCCGCACGGUCACCAAGCCCAACCCCAGCUUCAUGAGGCAGCUGGAGGAGUACCAGGGGAUCCUGCUGGCCAGCAAGCAGCGGCACAACAAGCUAUGGCGCUCGCACUCGGACAGCGACCUCUCCGACCACCACGAGCCCAUCUGCAAACCUGGGAUGGAGCUGAACAAGAAGGAGAUCACCACCUCCGCUGACCGCAUCUCCGAGGCCAAGCCCAGCGACAGCCGCCCGCCGGCAUCCCCCACCUAUGCGGCCGAGCUGAGCACGGAGCGUCGGCUCCAGGGGGAUGCGGCCGUGAUCGAUGAGCUGUGCACCAAGGAAAGGAGGAUCCAUCUGGAGUUCACGUCCAGAGACUUCCACGCCGAGCAGAUCGAGGAUGAGCUGAACCUGAACAACAUCAAUGGGUGCUCAGCCGGCUGCUGCCUCGACGAAUCCAAGUGCCCCCUGGAUAACUGCCAUGCCUCCGAGGCCUUGAUGCAGCUCGACCAGCCCCUGGAGAUAGCCACAGACUUCCCCGACCUGACAGUGGAUGACCUGGAGAAAGAUGCCCUUAAGCCAGACAUGAACGUGCACUUGGUCCCCAUGGAAGAACUUGCUGCCAGGCUAAAAGACCUCCCCAGGUCGCCCGACCAGGAUUCCCCGAGCCCACAGCUUCAUUCCCAGCCCGAAGCUGCUGACUUCAGCACGGACCGGAUCGACUUCUUCAGCGCCCUGGAGAAAUUCGUGGAGCUCUCCCAAGAGAGCCGGUCUCGCUCCUGUUCCCACUCGAGGGCGGAAGAGCAGGGCAGCGGGAGGAAUGGGGUCGCGAAGGGAUCGGUGCUGGAGGUGCUGCCUGCGGUGGAGACGGGCAUCACUGUUCAGAGAACCGGCUCCCUGGGCAACUCCCCACAAGUGUCGGAAGAUUCUUCCACGGAUGAGGAGCAAGCAAAGGAAGUCUCGGAGCUGCCUGGCACGGGCCCCCUCACGCGAUCCCACUCGGAAAACUCAAUAUCCGUGAAGGAGAUCGUCACGGAAAUCGAGUCCAUCCACCAGGGCGUGGGGCCGGGCCUGCAGAAGACAGACGGUGCUGCUGGCCACGCGCCGGUGCUGCCCAAGAGGAACACGGUCCACGAGCUGCCGGCCGAGGCAGCCUGGCCAUCCGAACACAAGCCUGGCAAGGCCGAGCCAGGCGAUGGCAUUUGCACGGCCCAGCAGGAGAAGGCAAAAGAGCCUCUGCAAGCAGAAGAGGACGGGGCUGACCCGGAGGAGAGCAGCCCAGCCGAGGACCAGCAGGAGCUGCAGGGAGAAGGCCUUGCCCUGGCGCCCAAGUGGUGCCCGGGCUCGGUACGACGUGCCACGCUGGAGUUCGAGGAGCGCCUGAGGCAGGAGCAGGAGCAGCAGCACGGGGCGCCUGGGGGCCUGCUGCCCACCCGCAAGAACUCCCGCAACGACCCUGCCACCACCGAGCCCGCGCCCCGCGGCAGGAGCGAGGAGCCGUCUCACGAGCCGGCCCCAACCUACGGGGAGGACGACAGCCACCAGGCCAGGCCGGGGAGCCCCGAACCCCCUGUUGGCACGUGCCCUGUUGUGGAGCCCCUGCCCGCGGAGCUCGGCAUGGAGCAGGAGGGGCCAGUGCGGGAGCGCCGGACGGUGGUGCUGCUGGAGAGCUCUGCGGUGCCGGCCCUGCCUGGCCCCCUCCCCAAGAGGAUCGAGAUCAUCGAGUACGGACAGGCGUCUGAGCUGCUGGGCCCCCACGAGUGUGACGCCAGCUGCGGGCAGGGUGGCACGGGGCCAGGCUUGACCACCCUGGAGCUGCCACCGCUGGAUGAAAACCUGAACCCCUCGGUGUGCACGGGGACAGCCGCCGUGUGCCCGCAGUCUCUGCCACUGCAGCACCCUCCCAUGCCGGGACCCACGGCAGCCCAACAGGCCACCUCCACCCCAGGCAGCCCCCAGCAGGGCUGUGGUGGGACACCGAUGCUUCUGGCUGCCACCUCCCCCCUUGGCCAGGCGAUACCCUCACCCUCGGCAGACCCCGAGUGCCUGAGCCUGUUUCACCUGGAGGGCGUCACGGAGCAGAGCACGAGCACGGACGAUGAGCCGGCCGCACCUUGCAGCGCCGGUGGGGGCGGGCAGCUCCUAUGCGGGGGCAGCUGCAGUGCCUUGAUGCUGUUGAGCCACGAGGACCUGACUGUGCUCGGCCGCCUUGCCAGGGGCCAGAGGGAGCCUUGCGAAGGCUGGGACUUCUUCCUCUGCUCCGGCCUCCCCCACAGCUCUAGCAGCCGCAGCGUGGAGGACCGCAGCAGCCACCCCAGCCUGGUCCAGCUGCGCGCCACGGAGCUCGAGGCACGCAUGCGGCAUGCGGGGCUCACAGCGCCAUCCCACAUGAAGCGCUCAGCCUCCCUGGCCAAGCUGGACUGCCUGGACCUCUCGAAAGACGACUUAGCCGAGAGGGAGCGCGCCCCCUCGGAGCCCUGUCCCCACCUGCUGCCCCCGGGCAGCCCACCUGGAAGGCUCUGCACAUCUUCCUCCUCGCUGCCAGGCCUCGCCGAUCCAAAGCCCACGAAGCAUUUUGUAGAGCAGCUUAAAACGACUGAGUGCAUUGCCCAGAGCAAGCCGGUGGCGCGGCCCCUCGUGCAGUAUGCCAAAGAGUUUCGGGUGGGUCCACCUGGCCCAGUCCCCGGUGCGCCACCUCUAUUGACUCGCUCCGAAGAGGCGCUUCCGCUGCUCCGGGCGCCGGGGCCGGACUCGCCGUGCCCGGCUCCGAAGCUGGCCGUGGCGCCACGGCAGCAGCACGGCAGAACUCACCCCCUGCGGAGACUCAAAAAGCCUAGUGACAAAAAGCGGACGCCCAAUCCUCUCUAUAACACCAUGUGA
Alligator sinensis (Chinese alligator) is the source of this 5720-nucleotide messenger RNA. RefSeq names its product slingshot protein phosphatase 2 (gene SSH2). Gene Ontology annotation, biological process: protein dephosphorylation; actin cytoskeleton organization; negative regulation of actin filament polymerization. Gene Ontology annotation, molecular function: protein tyrosine/serine/threonine phosphatase activity; actin binding. Bases 1644 to 5720 code for a protein of 1358 amino acids. The record is from RefSeq and is a predicted model, not a curated record. Lineage: Eukaryota; Metazoa; Chordata; Crocodylia; Alligatoridae. The transcript has 14 exons. Gene Ontology annotation, cellular component: cytoplasm.